AUGGCCCCCCAAAAGUCCACAAGCGUGCGCCUGAAAGCCCGGCCUACGCUCGUUCCCUUCAAGGACGAUACUAGCCUCAUCGCCGUCCGCUACGAAAAGACGGUCCAGGCAGAGCCUCCUAUUCCUAUUCUUACGCGCCUCCCCCGGAGAUCUCUAUCCAUCUCGACGCGUCGAACCUGCCGUUCUGCAACUUCGUCUCUUCCAAGUCCGCCCAUCAGUCCCGUCGUCGUUACUCCUCCUCCAGCAAUCGAACAGCACCCUGCCUUUCGUCCCCGUGUGCCCGCUGCCGACAACGAUUGGAAGAGGGAUUCCGGCCUUGCACCCACUGCUUCGUCUGGGGCCACAAUCGUCGAGGAGUGCGAGGACCAGGAUCACGCGUACGACAAAAUCGACGCCUUGAUUGUUGCUGGCCACGUUGUGCAACGACAAAAGCUCAUAACACCCUCCAUCUGCGACAGCGAAUCCUUUUAUUCCACCGAGGACCCUUCAGUAGCCAAACGGCCUUUAGCUGGCCGAUGCACGCGGACAGCUGCGCAAAUGUCCAUCGCCAUGGACCAUUAUCAUCUUGCGCAACUCCAAAUCGCUGAACGUAAGUUGUCUGGCAGCUUUAGCAGCACCUUGUCGGUAGAGUCUCCGGUUGAGUUGCGGGACAAGAGUCUAGCCGACCUAUCACCUGCCACGCAGCCAAUGAUCACCCCGGCGCGGGGCUCCUCUUUUACAGCCUCUGAUAAGUCGCCUAAUCUCUCCCCUGUCAACAUCCCAGACGACUUCAACCUCCUGAGCAAGGAUGCCACCGACUUCUCCCCCAUUUCAAUCUCCAUCCCCACCGUCAGUCUGCUCGACGAUGAUUUCCUGACGACCCUCUCCUUCUCCAAUCGUGGCAGUAUUAUGUUUGGCGGUCGCCGUGCUUUCCCCGCACAAACAACCGACGGAACAAUGGAAGCCAAGUCGCAAACGGAUGAUGUCCACGCUCCAGCUUCUGCAUCACCCCCGACUCCUGCAUCUGAGCCUGCGCCUCCUAUCCUCCACAUUAAAUACGAGGAACCACUCCAGAGCGCUGUCGCCAGCAUGAGGGAGCCCUUCGCGAACGAGGCUGCUUCCAAGGAACCCAUACCGAAUGAAGUUCCGUCGAGCGAGGCCCCAAUGAUGGAGCCUACCGAGUCCAACGCACACAGUGCACCCGAACUCAACGCGGCGGAAGUCAUUGAUGCGAGCGCUGCUGAGACGAUGACCGAGACGACGAUCGAGGCAACUACCGCAGACCCAAGCGCUGCACAGACAACCGUGGAUUCGACAUCGCAAGCCGCGAUGAAAACACCAAGUAUCCGCGUCCUCUCCGCUGACGUGGAGUUGGAAUCUCGAAAGGUGAGAUCGCUCUAUGCAUCUGGCGAUAGCAUCAAUUGGGAAGACGGCGGACGACCGUCGGAUGUGGGCGAGCAGUUGGAUGCAAGCCCCGAAAAUCCGACGGACGAGACCGAGAACGAUCCGGUCGCCGAGCUCCAACCUCCCGCAUGGGGUACUCCAAGAUCUGGAAGUUCAUAUUCCCAACGUCCCGAAACAAGAAGCGAAUAUGAGGUGGCAGGUGGUUUCGAAGAUUGGGAGGACCUCAAUGGCUAUGACGUCGAUCGGUACGGUUUCAUCAACCCACGCAAACCUGAGGCGAGAGUGGGCACCCCCACCGACCUUAAAUCAUCGCAGCACGCGCCUAAGAAGAGGAAUAUCUUGAAGCGAGAUCCGUUUGGUUUGGGUUUGCCACUUAGGGGGCCGAAUAGGAAGGUGUCCGCAAGGUCGCUCAACACCCAAACCUCCAAGGCGUCGGUUGCAUCUCGUCGGUCAACUCGUUCAGCAAUUAGGCAUGCGGGUAAUUUACUCCCCCACAAUCGUGACCGACGGUGGAUGGACGAGGCUGGAGGCAUGCUCUCGCUUUCCUUGGGAGACGAGGAAAACAUUGAAAAGAUCUCCGAGGCCAUCAAGAGGAAAGAAUGGGAGAGAUCCGAGAAAUGGCGGAAGAUGGCCAAGGUCAUCAAGAAAGGGAAGGAUGGUGAGGGCAUGGAAUUCGAUUUUGACGUCAAAAACCAAAAACUUAUCGACAGGACCUGGAAGGGCAUUCCUGAUCGAUGGAGAGCCUCUGCGUGGUUUUCUUUUAUGGCAUCGGCAGCAAGAGCCCAUAGAGACUCGCCGUCAGAAGACUCGAUCAUCACCGACUUCCACCGACUUCAGUGCCGUGGCUCCCCAGACGACGUACAGAUCGAUCUGGACGUGCCUCGCACCAUCAGUCGGCAUGUCAUGUUCCGGAAGCGCUACACGGGGGGGCAACGACUUCUGUUUCGAGUUUUGCAUGCCUUGUCACUCUACUUUCCAAACACCGGCUAUGUUCAGGGCAUGGCCUCGCUGGCGGCAACCUUGCUCUGCUACUUCGAUGAGGAGAAGUGUUUCGUCAUGCUGGUCCCGUUGAGCGACCUGCAGACUAAGUGGCUGAGCGGCAAGGACGUCGCCAAGAAGCUAACGGAGCUCUGCAUCGAUCCUACAGCUUACGGCACUCGAUGGUACUUGACACUUUUCAAUCUGUCCAUACCGUUUGCUGCCCAGCUUCGUGUAUGGGACGUAUUUCUGCUUCUCGGCGAGAACCCUGAUACAUCAGCCACGAAGGUUCCCGAUUCGCCAGUCACCAUGACCGGCAUCGAUGUUCUUCAUGCUACCAGCGCAGCUCUGAUACACGCUUUACGAGAAGUCCUCUUGGACUCGGAUUUUGAGAACGCCAUGAAGGCGUUGACAUCAUGGAUUCCCGUCAAGGACGAGGAUCUGUUGAUGAAGGUGACGCGGGCGGAGUGGAAGCGCCAGAAGAAGAGACCCUAG
Colletotrichum siamense is the source of this 2856-nucleotide messenger RNA. Its product is annotated as TBC domain-containing protein. Lineage: Eukaryota; Fungi; Ascomycota; Sordariomycetes; Glomerellales; Glomerellaceae. The record is from RefSeq and is a predicted model, not a curated record. The transcript is spliced from 4 exons. Bases 1 to 2856 code for a protein of 951 amino acids.